Messenger RNA from Ochotona curzoniae (black-lipped pika), 1159 nucleotides. RefSeq names its product MANSC domain containing 4 (gene MANSC4). The coding region runs from base 158 to 1159 and encodes 333 amino acids. Lineage: Eukaryota; Metazoa; Chordata; Mammalia; Lagomorpha; Ochotonidae. The transcript is spliced from 3 exons. The record is from RefSeq and is a predicted model, not a curated record.
UGGGCCGCGUGGGGCCUUAACCAGGGGACCGAGGGAAGCCACUCUGCAGGCAGCUGGUGGCCUGGGAACAGGCUCUUGGGGUGAGUCCCCCUCCUGUGCAUGCCCGCCCUUGUCUAGAGCUCCCCUCUUUCUCGCUGUCCCCAGCCAUCCCCAAGAGAUGCACGUGGCCACGGUGGCCGCAGCGGGACUCCUGCUCCUGGCCGCUGGAGGGGCAUGGGGUGCCCUCUGCUCACCCACUGUCUUCUACCGGGACUGCUGGAUCCGACGCUUCCCGGGGCUCCUCAUCGACCUGGAGGAGUCUCAGAAGCUGGGCGCCCAGUUCCUGCGGUACUACUCCGAGACCACGGGCCAGCGCUGCAGCAGGAGCUGCUGUCUCCACAAAGAUGUCUCCUGCAACGUGGCUGUCUUCCACCACGACCCAGUUCAUGACAGCAUCAACUGCCUCCAUGUCCACUGCCCCACGCUGGAGAGCUGCGUCCUGCAGCCUGCACCUGGUGCCAUCCUGUACAACAUCACAGGCGCUAUCGACCCAGAUUUGCUGGUUUUUGGCCAGUCACCACCUACAUACCUGCACACGAGAUCUUCACCUAACAGCUGGGACCGACUAAGGAUCCUCAAAGCCAUGAAUGCAGACCAACAGGAGCCCCCCAGGGCCAAGCAGAUGACACCGGCAGCUGACACUCCACCACCAACCACACCUUGGGAUUUGGCUGCAAACACAAGCAGUACCACUUAUUCCAAGGAAUUAGACACAGAGUCAUGGACACAGUUCACUUCUGUUAGCACCAAGGUCAGCGCAGGACCACCCAGCAGAGAAGACAUUGACAACAAGACCAUCCCUCCCUCCUUUGGGCCUCCACACACAGCCCUUUCCCACAUGCCUGUCCCACUCCGCAUCAACAGCAGCAAACAGUCACCUAACAAGACCAAGGGGUCUGACAGUGGGAACCACACGCCCAGCAGCGGAGAGGAGACGCCGCAGUGGGGUGCUGCCUCUGUCACCAUGUGGCGAGCCCCUGUGGCCCUGGGUAGCUCCGCCCUCUUGCUUUGCUGUUGUGCAAUCUUCCUGGCAUGUGGGUGCUGUCGUAGGCAGCAGGGGCGGUACAGACCAGGCCAGAGAAAGCCAGGACUCAGGCAAAGUGAAAAACAUAUACACUGA